AAUGGCGGGAGGUUCGCGGGGCUAGUCGGGGAUUCCGCAGCGCCGGGACUGGAGCGAAAGCGGAGCCGGGUCCAUCCUCGCGGCGCCCCCUCCCCUCAGCCCUAGCUCGGCCCCGCCGCCAGCAUGAGCAACAUCUACAUCCAGGAGCCUCCGACCAACGGCAAGGUUUUACUGAAAACAACAGCUGGAGAUAUUGACAUCGAGCUAUGGUCAAAAGAAGCACCAAAAGCAUGCAGAAAUUUCAUCCAGCUUUGUAUGGAAGGUUAUUAUGACAACACAAUAUUUCACAGAGUUGUGCCUGAUUUUAUAGUGCAAGGGGGAGAUCCCACUGGUACUGGAUCAGGUGGAGAGUCGAUCUACGGGCUCCCCUUCAAGGAUGAAUUCCACUCACGAUUGCGUUUUAAUCGAAGAGGACUGGUUGCUAUGGCAAAUGCUGGAGCUCAUGAUAAUGGCAGUCAGUUUUUCUUUACCCUGGGCCGUACAGAUGAACUUAACAACAAGCACACCAUUUUUGGAAAGAUUACUGGGGAUACCAUAUACAAUAUGUUACGACUGACUGAAGUAGAAAUUGACAAAGAAGAAAGACCACUCAAUCCACACAAAAUAAAAAGUAGUGAGGUUUUGUUUAAUCCUUUUGAUGACAUCAUUCCAAGAACAAAUAAAAAGCUGAAAAAGGACAAACCAGGGGAAGAAGUAAAAAAGUCAAAAUCCAAAGGCACAAAAAAUUUUAAUUUGCUUUCGUUUGGAGAGGAAGCUGAAGAGGAAGAAGUGGAAGUCAACAGAGUUAGUCAGAGCAUGAAGGGAAAAAGUAAAAGUAGUCAUGACUUGCUGAAGGAUGAUCCACAUCUAAGCUCAGUUCCUGCUGUUAAAAGUGAAAAAGCAAAUGAAGUGAGGGAUUCAGACGAGGAAGAAGAAGAGGAGGAGGAUGACGAUAGCGAUAAUGAAGAAGGUGAAAUGGAUAGUGACGAGAAAUAUCAAGUGAAAGAACGCGUAGCUAAGAAGUUGAGAAAAGAUAAAAAUGAAAAUGUUAAGCUACCAUUUAAAGAAGAACCAGAAACUGAAAAGAAAACAACUAGUCGCAGUGAGGAACUACGCAAAGAAGUACGCCAGCUGAAACGUGAACUACUAGAAGCAAAGCAAAAGAGAGAAGAAAAUUCUACAAAAUCAAAAGAAAAGAAAGAGGAAGAGGAAGAAGCUGAUCCAAACAGCAUAGUUACAGAAUAUUUACAGGAGAAGAAAAAGUAUGAAGAUCUGCGGAAGCAACAGCCAAAGAAAGGGAUAUCUCGUGAAGAGCAGACGCUGGCGCUACUGGACCGAUUCAAAUCAAAGCUAACUCAGGCAAUAGCAGACACUCCUGAAAACGAAAUGUCUGAACCUGAAGUAGAGGAUGAUGAAGGAUGGUUGUCACAUGUACUUCAGUUUGAGGACAGAAGCAGAAAAGUGAAAGAUGCAAACAUGCAGGAUGAAGACACUUUUGAAAUCUAUGAUCCUCGGAAUCCUGUAAAUAAGAGGAGAAGAGAACAAAGCAAAAGGAUAAUGCGGGAGAAAAAAGAAAGGAGAUGAAAUGAAUGUAAAACUAUCCAGAGCUGGCUUGGAAAGUGUAAUAAAGUAUCGUCCCUUUAAUAGCUGUGGUUCCUAAAAAUAUCACUUUACAAGUGUGAAAAGGAAUCUCUCAAGAACCUGUUGUCUGAUUUUGAAAUACAGCUAUCUUAUUUGUUUUAUGAAUUGUGCAGUAAAAUAAGCAAGUGCUCUCAGUACAUAAUCCAAGCUCUCUUUAAACACUUUUGAAAUUUUAAUAAAUAUAUAAUAGUUUUGGUCAUCAUUUUAAUCAAUGUAUAGCAAUUAAAUAUUGAGAAUAGUGUAAUUAGAAGGUAUGUUUUCAAGACAGUGAAGAAAAGAUAUUUGCCAAAAUGAAAAUGUUAAGGAAUGAAAAAAAAAUUAUUCCCACCAGCUAUACAGGCUUUUUAAGAUUUAAUUUUUUUAAUGGUAAGAUUAAAUCCAUUUACAGAUGAUUGAUUUUUUUGUUUAGUUAAGCAAUUGGGUUCUUCAUUGUAUCACAAAGUUCAGAAGAUAGAUUUAAAAAUUCCAGACUUCCAGCACAAAGUGUACAAUGUUCCCAGCUCUCUUGAAACUCAAUCAAAAUUUAAUUUGAGGGUGUGGUUAAAUUUUCUUCAUCUUGAGAAACAUAUCCAAAAAAUGACUUGGAAAGACAUGAUAAUCUACAAGUUUGGAAAUGUUAUUUCACAAGCUUGAGAACAUUUUAGAAUCCAAAUUUAAAGAGCAAUUAAUAUGGGGGAAAAAAACAAUAAUUUAAAUCACAUGUUUAUAAGAAGCUUAGACUCCCAGAAUGAAAAGUAGUUAUUACAAAGUACCCAUCCUCUAAUUUCAUCUUCUCUACUGAUUUGUCAGUAUUGAAGGUUUAUUUAUUUAUCUCAAUAUUGAGAUACAGAAAUUGCAAAACUAAUCUCAGACUCUUGUUUUUAAAGACUUUACAUCUAGCAUGUAGUGACCUUAAAGCUACCAGCGGAAGCUGCAAAUUUAACUAACUGUACAUCACGCUGAUUUCUCUAGCACAUCAUGGAAGUGUGUAUAAAAGAAAAAUAUAUCUGAAAUUCCAGGGAAUAUGGCAUUUUUGGUCGUAUAAAUUUCUAAGUUACACAUACAUACAGUAAAGCAGUUAGUAACACAACUAAAUAAGGGGACAACAAGGUCAUUAAAAAGUGAGAGUAGAUGAGUGUUUUGCUGCUGUCGUUUUUAGAACAAGUUCAGUAGGGUAUGGUGUCCUUAUCAAACCGCCACUACCAAGUUCCUUGAUAGGGUCUGACGUGUGAGGUACAUAAACCUGUCUUGGUGUGUUAAUGUGGUCCAAAUGGCAGAGGUUAGAUUAAUGCAGAAUAUUGCUUAAAUGUGCUAUGUAAUCUCUCAGAUAAGAAGAAAAAAACUUGUAGGUGUUAAACAAGUUCCUGGAGAAAGCUGUCAAUGUCGUCCUCUUGUUCUGAGUGAAUUAUAUUCUAGCAGGGUAUAGCAGAGUUAAGAGGGGUUACAUUCUUAAUGCUGUCAUUCACAAAAAAAAAAAAAAAAAAAAGUGAGUCAAAGUUCUUUGUGAUCUGCUUUAGAAUCUGUAAAUAAUUUUCUGGUGGGCUGUCAUUACUACUUACCAGAAAGCAGAGAACAAUUUUCCACCCACAGUCACAUACUGAGUCACAUCUAUUUAUUUAUUGCUUUCCGAGGAGAGCCAAUACAAAGUUUUAGAACAAUAAUGAUUAUCAAAUCCUCUCAUUCCACCAGGGGAAAUGACUAAGCUGACAUCCUCUUGCUAAUGCAGUGGGUACUGAAAAUAUUUAUAAAUCAAAAAUUUACAUUAUUGAAAUAAAUAACUGUAUGAUUAAUACUUAUCCAAAUUGUUAAUACACAUUUGAUUAAGCUGGAAGAAUUGAUAUUACAGUGCUUUAAAUGAAAUCAGUUUCAGUGGCCUUUAUAGUGUCGUAACUUGUGAACAGUCAAAUCUUUGGAAUUAAGGAGCAAGUUAUAUCUUAAGAUGGAAAAAGAAUGGAUAUGCACACUGUCAAGGCUGCUUCCCCACUCUGAACUUUAGGGUACAAAUGUGGGGGCCUGCAUGAAAACUUCUAAGCUUAACUACCAGCUUAGAUCUGGUCUGCUGCCACCACUCCCAAAGUGCUAAUUCCCUUCCCUGGUUAGCCUUGAGAGACUCUUCACCAAUUCCCUGGUGAAUACAGAGCCAAACCCCUUGGAUCUUAAAACAAGGAGAAAUUAACCAUCCCCCUCCUUUCUCCCACCAACUCCUGGUGGAUCAAGAUCCAACCCCUUGGAUCUAAAAACAAAGAAAAAUCAAUCAGGUUCUUAAAAAGAAGGCUUUUAAUUAAAGAAAAAGGUAAAAAUCAUUUCUGUAAAAUCAGGAUGGAAAAUAACUUUACAGGGUAAUCAAACUUAGAGAGUCCAGAGGAAUCCCCUCUAGCCUUAGGUUCAAAGUUACAGCAAACAGCGAUAAACACUCUAGCAAAAAGGUACAUUUACAAGUUGAGAAAACAAAGAUAAAAACUAACACGCCUUGCCUGGCUGUUUACUUACAAGUUUGAAAUAUGAGAGACUUGUUCAGAAAGAUUUGGAGAACCUGGAUUGAUGUCUGGUCCCUCUCAGUCCCAAGAGCGAACAACCCCCAAAACAAAGAGCACAAACAAAAGCCUUCCCCCCACCAAGAUUUGAAAGUAUCUUGUCCCCUUAUUGGUCCUUUGGGUCAGGUGUCAGCCAGGUUACCUGAGCUUCUUAACCCUAUACAGGUAAAAGGAUUUUGGAGUCUCUGGCCAGGAGGGAUUUUAUAGUACUGUACAGGAGGGCUGUUACCCUUUCCUUUAUAGUUAUGACACACACCGGCAUCUGUUUACAAUGAAUAGAGUUCCUGCAGAUUAUAGCUUUAACUAAAAGUAUUAAAUAGCAAAAAAGAGGUCAAUGUUGGUCAACUAUACGUACUUACAAAGGGUGAAAUUCACUCCUCAGCAUAAUUGAGUUUUGUAUGGAAGACUACAUGGAAGGAAGAGUACAUGCUAACAUUAUCCCACAGUGAUAAAGCUGCAAUACUACAAUGGCUAUUCCCUCCCAUAGGCCUGUAAAUCCUAAGCCUUUGUUCUUUUGUCAUCCCACCCCUAAUAACCUCAUCUGGGGCAUCUGUUUUACUCAGAGAUGGCACCAGGACCUCUUAGGCCUUGUCUAGACUAAGACAGAAGGUAUGAUGAUAGAAUGUGUUAACUAAUACAUACUAGUAACUAGUUUUUAAAAAUCUAAUGCAGUUAAGGCAUUCUGCUUUUAAUAUGUGCUAAACAGGUCAAGCUAAAGCCUACUGGGGAGCCUAGAUUUUAAACGAGCAGUUAUAUCAUGUUGAAGUAUAUAGUGCCUUGUCUACACUAGACUUUUAAAACAUGUUAGAACAUGUAAUGCCAUUAUCAAUUCACCUUGUUCUAAGGUGAUUUUUUUGCUUUAUUCACUUUGAAUUAAAUUCCACUGGUAAUAUUGGAUUUUUUUUCAGACAGUUUCCAUAUAUUGAGUUAAUCUUUUUGAACUUUGUCACCAAUUCUAAAAAGAAUUAAUAAGACUCUGAAUUAGCCCAUAAUCAAUAUUCAGUCAAAACAAGGAAGGGAUGUAUACACUAACUUUUUAUUGCCAUAAGGCAACAGUCUUCUAGUGAUCAGGAAAGUUAGCUAUACGCCUUUAUUGAAAGCCAAAAGGGGAGACUCUUCACCCCUUCUUGUCAACUGUUGAGAAUAGGCCACUUCCACCUUAAUUGAAUUAGACUCAUUAGCACUCAUCCACCCACCCACUUGGUAAGGCAACUCCCAUCUUUUCAUGUGCUGUAAUAUUUAUACUGCUUACUGUAUUUUUCACUCCUUGAAUCUGAUGAAGUGGAUUUUAGCCCACAAAAGCUUAUGCCCAAAUAAAUUUAUUUGUCUCUAAGGUG
Molecule: messenger RNA, 5470 nt
Organism: Malaclemys terrapin pileata
Lineage: Eukaryota; Metazoa; Chordata; Testudines; Emydidae
Gene: CWC27
Product: CWC27 spliceosome associated cyclophilin
Exons: 14
Coding region: 124-1563 (479 amino acids)
Biological process (GO): protein peptidyl-prolyl isomerization; protein folding
Cellular component (GO): catalytic step 2 spliceosome
Molecular function (GO): peptidyl-prolyl cis-trans isomerase activity
Source: RefSeq, a predicted model, not a curated record